AUGAGCUUCAUCAUACCACCAUCCCGCAAGCCCGAUCGCUUGCAGGAUGCUCAGACGCCCCGGAAUAUCCACAUCAUUGAACCCUUUUGCCAACAGAAAGCUCCACUUGUCAAUCUCGCCUCAGUUCUCUUCUGGACAAGUGAGUCAUCUUCAUCUGCCAAGCAGACUGCGGGACCGAGGACUUCGUGA
Penicillium waksmanii is the source of this 189-nucleotide messenger RNA. RefSeq lists its product as uncharacterized. NCBI's taxonomy places the organism in Eukaryota, Fungi, Ascomycota, Eurotiomycetes, Eurotiales, Aspergillaceae. The transcript has a single exon. The coding region runs from base 1 to 189 and encodes 62 amino acids. The record is from RefSeq and is a predicted model, not a curated record.